This is a messenger RNA of Cucurbita pepo subsp. pepo (vegetable marrow), 729 nucleotides long. The record is from RefSeq and is a predicted model, not a curated record. NCBI's taxonomy places the organism in Eukaryota, Viridiplantae, Streptophyta, Magnoliopsida, Cucurbitales, Cucurbitaceae.
AUGUUGCCCAUCCAGCCGCGUGAAUCUCCUAGUACAGACAUAUCGCUGUUAGAUUCCAAUUCGGAAUUCGAAUUUUGUGUCAGUGGUAGCUUUGAUUAUGAGUCCUCUUCUGCUGACGAGCUCUUCUUCAAUGGCGUCAUCGUUCCCACUCAGAAUCAGCAGAAAUUUCUGCAAAUUAAACGAACCCAUCAACGUGAGAAUGCGCCAUGUUUACCUUCCUCACUCCCUCCUCUUCCUCCUGCUGUAGCCAUUGAGAAUUUCAAGAAAGUGAACACAGAGGAACCAAUUCAUGUCAAGAACUCUGAUUCUGAGAAGAAAAAUCGGUCCAAAUCUUUCUGGGGUUUCCGAAGAAGUAACAGUGUUACUUAUGACAAUAGUAAGAGUUCAUUUUUCUCGCUACCAUUACUGUCACGAAGCUAUUCAACUGGUUCAGUGCAAAUCCCAAAAGGAAUGCCAUCGAAGGAUGUGAAAAGCCAGAGUCCUCAGCUGCAGAGACACCAUUCAGUUUCAGAGGGCAAGUCAAAGUUACCCUCUUCAAGCUCUGCUGCAAAUUCACAUUCAAAGCUCCAAAAGCCUCAGAAGAAGAAUCAAGGAGGGUUAUAUGGCAACAAUCUUUAUGUAAACCCCAUUUUGAACGUACCACCUCCUUAUAUCACCAAAGAAACUUCAAAAAUCUUUGGCUUGAGUUCUCUUUUACGUGGCAGCAAACAAAAGAAGAACAGGAAGUAA